AUGCGUAAAUGUAAAUCAACUCAAUUAAUUCGUGGCAAUCGAUCUUCAAAAUUCAGUCGUCCAUCCAAUUAUCCUCCGAAUUCAUCAUGGUCGCCAAAACAUUGUUACAAUAACUCAUUACUAAAACGGCGUGAUGUAAACAAACCAUCCAUUCCAGCUGAAAAUCUGAAAAGGACCACACAUACUGACAACAAAUCCCAAUAUCUAGAUGAAGACGAUGAUGAGGAAGAAGACCAGUUGACUACUAUAGUUUCUCGCCAACGUCAAGCAUUCUCUGCGCGUGCUGCUGCCGGUCGUCUAAGUAUACGUAAAAUACAGUCAGAUCUUCAAGUCAAAUCUGGUGAUGCCGUCUUAAGCACAGUCUCUAGUGUUCCAGGAGCUAGGAGACUUUCAGCUAAAGUGUUACGUGCGUGGAAAUCUUUGGCUAAAAAGAUAAUUUGUGAGGCGGCAAGGCAACGUGGUACUAAUUGUCGAGAUAAGAUAAUCCUAGCAAAACGCGCUGCUCGUGAGUGCGCACGUUUGUUACGUCAAAAGGUAUUGCUUUCCCAAAAAGCUGCUAGAGAUUCAAUAAGUCGUGGACAUCGUCUGUCACGCGAAAUUGCAUCUAACUGGUGUAGCUCAACUUCGAGUACAGCUAAUGGUUCGGGUCCACUUACAAUCAAUGGUGUAACUAUACCAUCCAAUUCUAAUAUUACUCAUUUCUCUUCACUUAUGGAUUUACCUGAUUACUACACUUCUGCCCGCCCAGAAAGUGGAGGUUUAGAGUUGAACAUGUCUACUUCAGUGAUGGAAUCAAGUACAGCUAUACGUCGACGAGCAGAGAAGGCUUCAGCUGAACAACGUAAAGCCAACUUAAAACUUUUGGAGGCAAGGAGACAACAACGAAAACUGAAUUUCUUGAUUACACAAACAGAAUUAUAUGCCCAUUUCAUGGCGAAAAAGAUGGCGGAUGUCAACUCAUGUAAUUGUAAAUCUGAAGAUACACGUGGUCCUGAAAAUGCUGAAUCAGUAUCUGGUAAUGUGAUUCAAGAAGACGACAGUCAAGAAAUCGAAGCUCAAAGAAUUUUACGUCGACUUGAAGAAAUGAAUGAUGAUUCUGUAGAAACAAAAACUAACGAUGAAGGAAUUGAUACUGGUUCUGACAUAUCUGUUCCAUGUGAUCCCAUUCAGAAUGAUCAAGAUUCUGUUGGUAUAUCGACUGGAUCUACACACCGAAAAUCAUACAGCUCAAUAGCUGUAGCUGCAAAAGCUGCAGUUUGUCGGUCGGGUAUUAAUGUCUAA
Molecule: messenger RNA, 1281 nt
Organism: Schistosoma guineensis
Lineage: Eukaryota; Metazoa; Platyhelminthes; Trematoda; Strigeidida; Schistosomatidae
Source: the annotation of a GenBank genome assembly